Danio aesculapii is the source of this 594-nucleotide messenger RNA. It is a transcript of the gene guk1b, whose product is annotated as guanylate kinase 1b. The record is from RefSeq and is a predicted model, not a curated record. Gene Ontology annotation, biological process: purine nucleotide metabolic process. The transcript is spliced from 7 exons. NCBI's taxonomy places the organism in Eukaryota, Metazoa, Chordata, Actinopteri, Cypriniformes, Danionidae. Gene Ontology annotation, cellular component: cytosol. Gene Ontology annotation, molecular function: GMP kinase activity. Bases 1 to 594 code for a protein of 197 amino acids.
AUGUCUGGACCCAGACCAGUAGUUUUGAGUGGCCCGUCAGGAGCUGGGAAAAGCACCCUGUUGAAGAGACUCAUGAAGGAAUAUGAAGGGGUUUUUGGAUUCAGCGUCUCUCACACCACCAGAAAUCCUCGGCCAGGAGAGGAAGAUGGAAAAGAUUAUCACUUUGUCACCAGAGAGAAGAUGCAAGAAGGAAUUGACAAGGACGAGUUCAUUGAGAAUGCAGAGUUUUCUGGAAACAUGUAUGGAACCAGCAAAUCAUCCAUUGAGGAUGUUCAGGCACAAAACCUCAUCUGCAUCUUGGAUGUUGACAUACAAGGAGUGAAAAACAUCAAGAAGACCGAUCUAAACCCUAUAUACAUCUCCAUCCAGCCACCUUCAAUGGAGAUCCUGGAAAAGCGUCUGAGGGACAGACAAACGGAGACAGAGGAUAGUCUACAGAAGCGACUGGAAGCAGCGAGGAUUGACAUGGAGCUCAGUAAGGAACCUGGAGUAUUUGAUAUUGUAAUCGUUAAUGAUAAUCUGGAAGAAGCCUAUGAGAAACUCAAAAGUGUUCUUAUUGAGGAAAUUGAGAAGGUCCAAGAUGCCCAGAAAUAA